AUGGAUCGCGAAGAGAUAGAACGACAGUGUAUUUUUGCAAUUUUACAAGAAUCUGACUUAGAUUCUGAAUUGUUAGACCAGGAUGUGUGUGACGAAGAAGAUCACUUGAGUGAGCGUAGUAAUCCUAGUGACACAGAACAAGAUAUCUCAGAGGCUGAUGAUGAUGACAUUUCACUGUCUACUCUAUUGCAUAGAAGUCGUUCGCCAGAAGAGCAAUGUACAUCCGAAUCGUCUAGUUCUUCAAACGCAAACCGUGAGUGUCCUUCGGGUUUUUAUUAUGGCAAAGACGGUACGAUGUAG
Molecule: messenger RNA, 300 nt
Organism: Parnassius apollo (apollo)
Lineage: Eukaryota; Metazoa; Arthropoda; Insecta; Lepidoptera; Papilionidae
Source: the annotation of a GenBank genome assembly